This is a messenger RNA of Anthostomella pinea, 1620 nucleotides long. The record is from the annotation of a GenBank genome assembly. NCBI's taxonomy places the organism in Eukaryota, Fungi, Ascomycota, Sordariomycetes, Xylariales, Xylariaceae.
AUGGCUACAACCACGGUGACUGCAACGGAGACGCUGCCUGCGCCAGCUUUGACGAUCGAGGUCGCACGCAGGUCGGAAGAUGUCUCCGCACCUCCAUCGACCACGUUACAAGCUUUUGAUAACAUUAUAGACGAGUCGAUGUCCGCCAAUGCAGAGCCCGAGUACCCAACGGGAGCAAAGUUUUACAUCAUCGUACUGUCACUCUGCCUCAUUCUAGUACUGGAAGGCUUGGACGAAUCGAUAGUAUCUACGGCUGUUCCAGCAAUCACCGAUCACUUUCACACGGUCGCCGAUAUUGGCUGGUACUCCUCAGCAUACCGCCUCCCACUGUGUGCCUUCCAAUUCUUCUUCGGCAAGCUGUACAAGAUCUUCUCUGUCAAGCGUGUGAUGCUAGCUUCAGUAGGCAUCUUCCUGCUGGGAAGCCUACUGUGCGCCACGGCUGCAACGUCGAAGAUGUUUGUUCUCGGACGAGCUGUAGCAGGCCUGGGGUGCGCGGGUAUACUUGCUGGCUGCUACACGUUGCUGGUGCAGAUAUUGCCGCUACGCUUGCGGCCGUUGUACGCUGGUCUGUUUGGCGGCAUCGAGACAGUUGCUGUGGUCGUUGCCCCGGUACUUGGAGGUGUAUUAACGCAGAGUCUCUCGUGGAGAUGGUGCUUCUGGAUCUCCCUUCCUAUAGGCGCGCCGGUCGUCCUUACGAAAGCCAUAUUUGCUCAACUAGACCUCUUGGGCUCUGCACUCUUCGUGCCAGCCAUUACGAGUCUGUUCCUUGCCCUGUCAUGGGCAGGCACAAAGUACGCAUUUGACAGUCCUCUCGUGCUGUGUUUGUAUGCAGCAUUCGCUAUCCUUAUAGCCGGCUUCGUGUGGGACCAGUAUCGCAAGCAAGACGCGGCACUGCUUCCGCCCCGGAUAUUCCGGCGACGCAGCAUCAUUGCCGGCUUCAUCUUCUCCUUCUGUUGUAAUGGCAGUCUGAACAUAAUCAACUACUACAUGCCAACAUAUCUGCAGGAAGUGCGGGAGUACUCGCCAGCAACGAGCGGGUACCUGAUGGUGCUGAUUCUCGUCGGCUUCCUCGUCGGCAUGCUCGUGCACGGCGCGGGCACGACGCUGACAGGCUUCUAUACGCCCUUCAUGCUCGCGGGAUCCGUGCUCAUGCCACUGGCUGCGGGUCUGGUGACCACCUGGACGCUGGACUCCGGCCUAGCCAAGCUCAUCACCUACUCCAGCCUCGUAGGUUUCGCGACGGGCAUUGGGUUCCAGGGGCCCCAGAGCGCGGCACAGACGACGCUGUCGGAGCCAGACGGUCCGCUGGGGCUGAGCGUGAUUCUCUUCGCGCAGCACUUCGGGCCGGCGCUCUUCGUCUCGGUCGCCCAGACGAUCUUCACGAACCGCCUCGUCGUCAAUCUGCAUGCGGUUGCGCCGCAGCUGGACGCAAAGGCUAUCGAGCAGAUGGGGCUCGGGCAGCUCAAGGCUAGUAUCGGUCCGCAGAAGCUGCAGGACGUGCUGCGAGGCUUCGACAGGUCGCUCGUGCAGACGUGGUAUCUGCCGCUGGGGCUGGCGUGCGCGACGGCUGUUGGGUCCUUGAUGAUGGAGUGGCGGUCGGUGAAGGAGAAGCGGAGCUAG